GUGGACGUAAUAAAUACGUAAUACAUUUUAUCAGUGCUGUGUAUUUCAAAUCACAGUUUUACUAAGGCAGCGCAAAGUGUUUUUUUUUCUUCAUCUUUUCGUUUGAAUGUGAAUGAAGUGAAAAUUAUAAGUAAAUAUACAUUUAAGUGACAAAACCAGUUUUCCUUGCACAAUACAUUCAUCACAAUGAUAGCUCCAGUGGCUGAUAAAAAGAAACUGAAACGAAUGUUUAGUUGGACGGAUGAGGGUAACACACCAGCUAACGGCAGUGAGUCAAAUGCGGCAAAUAUUGAUGAUGGAGGAACAGUUUGGAGUCGAAAGCAACAAGCCGUUUCCGUUCGACAUGCGUUCAAACAGUACGGCAGCAAGUCGAAACCGAAUCCGGUUCUCGUUAAUCUCAACAUGACAGUAGCUAAAGGAACCAUAUAUGGUCUUCUUGGUGCAUCUGGUUGCGGAAAGACUACAUUGCUUUCAUGUCUAGUUGGUAGAAGAAAAUUAAAUUCAGGAGAAAUAUGGGUUCUCGGCGGAAAGCCCGGUACAAAAGGUUCUGGUGUACCCGGCAAACGAGUCGGUUAUAUGCCUCAAGAAAUAGCAUUGUAUGGUGAAUUUACUAUCAAAGAAACGAUGAUGUACUUCGGCUGGAUAUUUGGAAUGAAAACGGACGAAAUUAUCGAACGACUACAGUUCCUUUUAAAUUUUUUAGAUUUACCUUCACAAAAUCGUUUAGUCAAAAAUCUUAGCGGCGGUCAGCAACGUCGUGUCUCCUUUGCUGUAGCAUUGAUGCAUGAUCCCGAACUGCUAAUAUUAGAUGAACCGACCGUUGGCGUUGAUCCGUUGCUGCGACAGAGUAUCUGGAGUCAUCUUGUUCACAUUACCAAAGCUGGCCAAAAAACCGUAAUUAUUACCACACAUUACAUUGAAGAGGCGCGACAAGCUCACACGAUUGGAUUGAUGAGAUCUGGGAGACUUCUAGCUGAAGAAUCGCCACAGGCACUGUUGACAAUGUAUCGUUGUAGUAAUUUAGAAGAUGUAUUUUUGAAGUUAUCACGAAAACAGGGUACUUCUAACGAAGUUUCAGAAUUAAAUAUUAGUAACUUGUCAUUAGCUGGACUAGCUUUUGGGAACAAGAUAGAUGCACCAGUUUACAUCAGUCAAGAAAGUGGUGUCGUAGGUUUAAAUUUUCAUCAAAGUAAAGAAGUUCUGAUAACUGAUAGCAUUAAUGGGUCUUCGUUUGGUCUCAAUGGUUCAACCCCUGCAUUGGCGCCUGGUUUAAUGGGAAUUCAAUUUGACGACAUGUCCGAAGAAAUGAACACGAGCUGCUGGAGCAAUAUUACGUCCAGAGGAAAAAUACGCGCCCUUUUGCAAAAGAAUUUCUUGCGAAUGUGGCGUAACGUCGGUGUGAUGUUGUUCAUUUUUGCUUUGCCUGUGAUGCAGGUCAUUCUGUUCUGCUUGGCCAUCGGUCGUGACCCGAAUGGAUUGAAAUUGGCUAUCGCAAAUAUGGAAAUGAACGGAACGGAAUGCAACUUUGAACCAGGAUGUCAUUUUAGUGGACUCUCUUGUCGAUAUUUGAACCAUUUGAAUCAAAGUAUUUUACGGGAAUAUUAUAGUGAUCCGGAGUCCGCCAUAGAGGCCGUUAAAACCGGUCAGGCAUGGGGUGCCGUUUAUUUUACUGAAAAUUUCACUGAUGCUCUGGUUGCUCGAAUGGCUCUAGGUCGAGACGCUGAUGACGAGACCCUUGAUCAAUCAGAAAUUCGGGUCUGGCUCGACAUGUCCAACCAACAAAUCGGCAUACUACUGAAUCGUGACUUACAACUAACCUAUAGAGACUUUGCUCAAGGCCUUUUAAAAGACUGUGAUAACAAUCCGAAGUUAGGCGAUAUACCCAUUCAAUUUAAGGAGCCAAUUUAUGGUACCAGUACGCCAUCAUUCACUGAUUUUGUUGCGCCUGGCGUUAUUUUAACCAUUGUAUUCUUCUUGGCCGUUGCACUGACAUCAUCCGCUUUGAUCAUUGAAAGAACUGAAGGUCUUUUGGAUCGAUCUUGGGUGGCUGGCGUGUCGCCUAGUGAAAUUCUAUUCUCGCACGUAAUCACUCAAUUUGUCGUGAUGUGUGGCCAGACGGCUUUGGUGCUGAUAUUCAUGAUAAUUGUGUUCGGCGUAACAUGCAACGGAAAUAUAUUCCUGGUCAUCGUCAUAACACUGUUGCAGGGCAUGUGUGGCAUGUGCUUUGGAUUUGUUAUAUCGGCAAUUUGUGAACUGGAACGGAACGCAAUUCAACUGGCAUUGGGCUCCUUUUAUCCGACGCUGUUAUUGAGCGGUGUCAUUUGGCCAAUAGAAGGAAUGCCAGUCAUAUUGAGGUACAUAUCAUAUUGCUUACCAUUAACGCAAGCCACCACAGCGCUCAGAUGUAUUCUAACAAGAGGAUGGGGACUGGACGAACAGGAAGUAUAUUUAGGCUUCAUUUCAACAUUGUCUUGGAUCAUGUUGUUCUUGGUGAUUACAUUAGUGGUUCUUAAAUUUAAACGCGGAUGAUAUACAUAGAUGAAGCCGUUUUGUGGCCGGUUUUUUUUUUUAAAUAGCUAGGGUACAACAUAAUUCUAAUUUAAUUAAACGAACAUCAACAAAAGAACAACAAAAUUUUAUGUACUCGGUUACAUUACAAUUGUAUAUAUUAUAGUCUGAUUAUUUUCAUUUUUUUUAUUACACAAUUUAAAUUGAUCUAUUUAAAGCCUUCCCCCCAUUUAUUUGACGUGUUUCAUUAGUAUUUGAAAUGGAAAAUUUGUAAGAGUAGACUGAGUAAUUGGUAAAGUUAUUCUCUUACGGCUAUACUCUGCAGGCUCUUGAAGUCAAUCAAUCGAAGUGAAAAAGAAAGCAAAAAUUUGACGACCUUUUGUUUAAGCUGACUUCCUGACUAUGAUCAGCCUUCGUCAAUUUUCCAACUGAGUGAUACACCAAACUGUAAUAUUUGUAAAAUUGAGAAUUCUCGGACAAAUGGGAUCUAUAAAUCCUUGGGAUUCGCCAAUUUCACACAAAAUUUCGAACGUAAAUCGUUGUUCUGCGCUAGUCGGUUACACAAUAAUUUUUGGGUACCUAGUCCUAGUUCGAGAGAAAUAAUAUUCCAUCAAAGUAGUCAAAGAAGUCGCAAUUAAUGGAUCCCAAAAAGUAGCUACCACCAAACAAUCGUACCUUUCCGUCGUUGACUCACACGCUGUCUUGAACAAAUAUUCCGAAAUCGUAAUUUUCCACCUUUUUUGUCGUUUUGAACCAUCCCAAAUCGAGUAUUGAAAAAACUCGUGUUUAAUGUUACCACUUGUGCCCACGAUAAUGUAGUGGACGAGAGCAUAUUAUAAGCAUAAGCGCCUAAAAAGUGUAGCUUUUUUUACAACGGAAGAGACUAAAUUCAUAUUUCUUCCAAAAAAGAAGUGUUUUCACAAAUAAGAAAAUUUGUUGGACUCAACCAUUAAUGUUCGUUUCUAGCUUCAAGCAAUCGAUCUUCACAUUUCGUCAUACACUCAGUUUCCCGUUUGGACAACUGUUAUAAAUAACUCUUUUUUUGGUAGAAUUGAACACUUAGUUGACCUGUUGACCUGCGGCAGUUUUGUUAGCGAUGGAACAAGAAAAGGUUAAGUCUCUUAAUCGUCACACACGACUUUUGAUAACUUUACCGUUUAUUUGGUCUAUUCAUUUCGAAAUCAUUUAUAAUUUGGUUAAAAUGCAUCAAACAAAUACGAUUAGAAAUUAAAUUAUUCUACACGUUAAAAUCAUCAAAUUCUAUCAAUUAUAAAUUAUUAUUUUACGUUUUACCUUUGCUCAUGCGCUAAACGUAAAUGUUAGUUAAAAGAGCAGACUUUAUUUAGCCCCUUUUCAAGUCUAAAAAAACACACAAAAAAA
Bradysia coprophila is the source of this 3888-nucleotide messenger RNA. It is a transcript of the gene snu, whose product is annotated as ABC-type transporter snustorr. The record is from RefSeq and is a predicted model, not a curated record. NCBI's taxonomy places the organism in Eukaryota, Metazoa, Arthropoda, Insecta, Diptera, Sciaridae. Gene Ontology annotation, biological process: transmembrane transport. Gene Ontology annotation, cellular component: ATP-binding cassette (ABC) transporter complex; membrane. Gene Ontology annotation, molecular function: ATP binding; ABC-type transporter activity; ATP hydrolysis activity.